Messenger RNA from Striga asiatica, 1071 nucleotides. The record is from the annotation of a GenBank genome assembly. NCBI's taxonomy places the organism in Eukaryota, Viridiplantae, Streptophyta, Magnoliopsida, Lamiales, Orobanchaceae.
UAAUACAUGGGUGUUGUACUAGUAUGUUCUUAUUAGUUAUUUUGCUGUUUUUGAUUGAUUAUACGUACAAGCAUGUGAUGUGAGGGCUAAGGGAAGGUACCAACUUGAUUUGAGAAAAAACAAAAGAGAAGUCAGCUACAUUAGGGCAUUAUAAAUUACUAAUUAGUGUAUUAUUCAGUCUGAUACAUAUAUAUUGCAUUUUAUUCCUUGUAUUGCUUAUUAAUUUUUCCUCUAAAUUUUGUGCCUGGUUUUAGCCACUUAUUUAUUUCUAAUUAAUUACUAAAUUAUUGCUCAAUAUCCUUAUUUACUUUGCAGAAGGACUUCAGAUUCGAGGGUGGUAGAGUCUCCAACAAAAGAAGAUGGCUUCGCAUGGAGGAAAUAUGGACAAAAGGAAAUUAUGAAUUCCAACUAUCCAAGAUGCUAUUUCAAAUGUACCCACAAGUACGAAGGCUGCAAAGCCUUAAAACAAGUACAAAUGAUCAAAGACAAUCCCAUCACGUAUCAAACCACAUACUUCAACCGUCAUACUUGCAAAGAGCAAUUGAAUCAACAUCAUGUCAUGGUCGAUUCGGACCCAACAGAUCCUAAUCUAAUUAGCUUUGGGUCGAACGAUAUCCAACCAAAACAAGAUCACCAUCAUUCCCCAAUUUCCACGAUUAUUUCUCAAGUCGAACAAGAAAAUAUAAAAGAUCGUCAUGCCAAAAGUGAUGAUGAUCAAGAUCUGAGCUCCGAUGAAGCCAAAUCGACACUGCAAGAUCCAUGGCAAGAUAUUAAUGACGGGCUCGAGUCCUUGGGAUACAAGCCCGAAUGUGACUUUGGUAGCCUGCAUAGGCUUGAUGAGGAGUUUAAUGAGUUUGAUGAUAUAGAUUAUUCAUGGUAUUGAUUGAAUAUGUAUAUACAUAUAUAUCAAGAUAUUUGGUACUAUAUGUUAUAGUAAUUGUGUAAUAGAAAUCACACCAUUAUGAAACUUAUUCCAUAAGUAUUUUUCAUUGGAGUAUACUUCAUCACUUCAUUGUAAAUUGAUAUACAUCUCUUCCUAUAUAUGUAUAAAUGCAUAUAUAGUUUCACGAA